Penicillium taxi is the source of this 2529-nucleotide messenger RNA. RefSeq names its product AP-1 complex subunit gamma. The record is from RefSeq and is a predicted model, not a curated record. Gene Ontology annotation, biological process: intracellular protein transport; receptor-mediated endocytosis; Golgi to vacuole transport. Gene Ontology annotation, cellular component: AP-1 adaptor complex; Golgi apparatus; membrane coat. Gene Ontology annotation, molecular function: clathrin-cargo adaptor activity. The transcript is spliced from 5 exons. Bases 1 to 2529 code for a protein of 842 amino acids. NCBI's taxonomy places the organism in Eukaryota, Fungi, Ascomycota, Eurotiomycetes, Eurotiales, Aspergillaceae.
AUGGCUUCCCUUAAGCAAUUUAUUCGAAAUGUCCGAUCAGCCAAGACCAUUGCCGAUGAGCGGGCAGUUAUUCAGAAGGAAAGCGCCGCCAUUCGAGCCUCGUUCCGUGAAGAGAGUCAUGACUCUGGCGUUCGGAGAAAUAAUGUGGCAAAGCUCCUAUAUCUAUUCACUCUCGGAGAGCGGACACACUUUGGUCAGAUCGAAUGCUUGAAGUUACUCGCCUCACACCGCUUUGCCGACAAGCGACUGGGAUAUCUAGGGACAAUGCUGUUGUUGGAUGAAAAUCAGGAGGUGCUGACACUAGUGACUAAUUCGCUGAAAAAUGACCUCAAUCAUUCCAACCAGUAUAUCGUCGGUCUCGCCCUAUGCGCCCUCGGCAAUAUCGCCUCUGACGAAAUGUCGCGUGAUCUCUUCCCCGAAGUCGAAUCUCUCAUGUCCACCGCAAACCCUUACAUUCGGCGGAAAGCAGCGAUCUGCGCCAUGCGAAUCUGUCGCAAGGUUCCAGACUUGUUCGAGCACUUCCUGGAAAAAGCCAAGACAUUGCUCUCAGACCGCAAUCACGGCGUUCUUCUCUGUGGUUUGACAUUCGUGACAGAUUUAUGCGAGGCAGAGGAGGAGGAGGAAGGUCCAGAGGGCGUGAUUGAGGCGUUCCGGCCGCUCGCCGGUGGGCUGGUGCGUUCUCUCAAAGGAUUGACCACUUCAGGAUAUGCCCCAGAGCACGAUGUGUCCGGAAUUACAGAUCCCUUCCUUCAAGUGAAGAUUCUCCGAUUCUUGCGGGUAUUAGCCCGAGGAGAUGCUGCUACCAGUGAAUUGAUCAACGAUAUUCUGGCCCAGGUAGCCACCAAUACUGACUCGUCGAAGAACGUGGGCAAUGCCAUCUUAUACGAAGCUGUGCUCACAAUCUUGGAUAUUGAAGCCGACUCUGGAUUGAGGGUCCUGGGUGUCAACAUCUUGGGUAAAUUCUUGUCUAACAAGGAUAACAAUAUCCGCUAUGUUGCAUUGAACACUCUUAACAAAGUUGUGGCCAUUGAGCCGAACGCGGUACAAAGGCAUCGCAAUACUAUUCUUGAGUGUUUGCGCGAUCCUGAUAUCAGCAUUCGCCGGCGAGCGCUCGAUCUCAGCUUCAUGUUGAUAAACGACCAAAAUGUUAGGGUGCUCGUGCGAGAAUUGCUUGCUUUCUUGGAGUCUGCCGACAACGAAUUUAAGCCGACAAUGACCACCCAGAUUGGUAUUGCAGCAGACCGAUUUGCCCCAAACAAGCGCUGGCACCUAGAUACCAUUCUUCGCGUUCUCAAGCUGGCUGGGAACUACGUCAAGGAGCAGAUUCUGUCAUCAUUUGUUCGUCUCAUUGCAACUUCCCCCGAGCUGCAGACCUAUGCCGUUCAAAAGCUUUACGCCUCCUUGAAGGAUGAUAUCUCUCAAGAGGGUCUGACGUUGGCUGCAACAUGGACCAUCGGUGAAUAUGCCGACAGCUUGUUGCAGGGUGGUCAGUACGAGGAAGAAGAAUUGGUCAAGGAGGUCAAGGAAAGCGACAUUGUCAAUCUAUUCACCAAUAUUCUCAACAGCACCUACGCUACCCAGAUUGUCGUUGAGUAUGUCAUCACUGCGUCCAUGAAGCUUACCGUGCGCAUGUCAGACCCCGCUCAGAUUGAACGCCUGCGACGCUUCCUCUCCGGUCGAACUGCCGACUUGAGCGUCGAGAUCCAGCAACGUGCCGUUGAAUACACCAACCUCUUUGCAUACGACCAGAUCCGUCGCGGUGUGCUCGAACGGAUGCCCGCACCCGAGAUUCGUGAAGAGCAACGUGUGCUGGGUGCACCUACCAAGAAGCGCCAGAGCAAGAUUCUGCGUGGUAAAUCCACCAAGGUUUCCAAACCUGCUGACAGCGAUUUGCUGCUAGACUUGAUGGGUGGCUCCGAUGCCCCCGUGACCAGUCCGACAUCCUCCGGUUCAAACACCGCCGAUCUGCUGGCAGAUAUCCUCGGCGGAGACUCAGGCAUCUCGUCGCCUGCCCCAACCCCCGCCGCUACCCAGAGCUCUGCCAUCAUGGAUAUGUUUGGAUCUAACAACGCAACAUCCACCCCUCAGCCUGUCCAAUCUUCCUCUGUCGGCCUGGACUUGCUAGGCGGUGGAAUGGGCGAAUCUGCGCUCUCACCUUCUGCCUCUCCCGCACCUGUUGCCACUUCGGCCCCUGCCCAUACUGUUUUCAGCAAAGAUGGCCUUGUGUUGAACCUGCAAGUUCAACGGAGCGGAACCAACGCCCAAAUCUUGGCUCGCUUCCGCAACGAGUCUAACUUGGAAAGAUUCACAAGUGUCGGUCUGCAGGCUGCUGUGCCCAAAAGCCAGCGCCUACAGCUGAGUGCUAUUACCAAGGCUGAUCUUGAUGCUGGUGAUGAAGGACUCCAAACACUGCGGAUCACGGCACUCAAUGGGGCUCUACCCCCCAAACUCCGCCUCCGCCUUCGUGUCACAUCUGCGCAGGAUCCUUCAAACCCAGUAACUGAUCAGGUCGACUGGACGGAAUCGUGA